Molecule: messenger RNA, 6108 nt
Organism: Apodemus sylvaticus (European woodmouse)
Lineage: Eukaryota; Metazoa; Chordata; Mammalia; Rodentia; Muridae
Gene: Dnmbp
Product: dynamin binding protein
Exons: 17
Coding region: 118-4851 (1577 amino acids)
Biological process (GO): intracellular signal transduction
Cellular component (GO): cytoplasm
Molecular function (GO): guanyl-nucleotide exchange factor activity; protein binding
Source: RefSeq, a predicted model, not a curated record
CGGAGUCACCCGGAUCGGCCCGCCCGCCGCCGGCGAGGGGAGGUGACCGCGGCCCGGCCGGGCCACCAGUGGCCGUGCGCGGAGGGAACGCCGAGCGUAGAGAGCAGCCCGGGAAGCAUGGAGCCUGGAUCCGUGGUCCGAGCCAUCUUUGACUUCUGCCCUAGCGUCUCAGAGGAACUGCCGCUCUUCGUGGGCGACGUCAUUGAGGUGUUGGCCGUGGUGGAUGAAUUUUGGCUCCUAGGGAAGAAGGAAGAUGUGACAGGACAGUUCCCCAGCAGUUUUGUGGAGACCAUGACAAUUCCCAGUCUGAAAGAGGGAGAGAGGCUAUUUGUCUGCAUCUGCGAAUUCAUAUCUCGGGAGCUGAACAGCCUUUCCCUCCAUCGAGGUGACCUGGUGAUUCUCGAUGGCGCUCCCACUGCAGGAUGGGUGCAGGGCCGCAGCUGUUGGGGCGCCCGGGGCUUCUUCCCGUCCUCUUGCAUCCAUGAGCUCUGCCUCUCCUCUCAGAGCCGGCAGUGGCACUCACAGAGUCUGCUGCUUCCGCCUUCAGAAUACGCUAUGGGCCAAGCCCGGGCCCUCAUGGGCCUUUCUGCGCAGUUGGACGAGGAGUUAGAUUUCAGGGAAGGAGAUGUGAUCACCAUUAUCGGGGUGCCUGAGCCAGGCUGGUUUGAAGGAGAGUUAGAGGGUCGAAGGGGCAUUUUCCCAGAAGGUUUUGUAGAGCUGCUGGGGCCCCUAAGGACUGUGGAUAAGUCACUAAACUCUGGAUGUGGAGAUGACUCCACCGUCAAUGGUGAAGUGGAUGUCUCCCCAGAAGAAGUGGAGAGUGGGGGUGAUGAGGACGACCAGCCGACAGGGAACUAUGGGAUUGCCCUCUACAAAUUCCAAGCCCUGGAGACGAAUGAGUUGGAUUUUGAAGUCGGGGACAAAAUUCAAAUUCUGGGGACCUUGGAGGAUGGCUGGCUGGAAGGACGUCUGAAGGGCAAGACAGGUGUUUUUCCCCAUCGCUUUGUGAAAUUAUGUUCUAGCAACAGGACAGAGGAAACCACGGCUCAGCCCCAGGAGGAAAGCUUCCCCAAGAACUCUGAAAACUCCACGGGUGAGUCAGGGGACCCCGUGGUGGAAGAAGCAAGACAGGAAGCACAGGAGUGUGAAGAAGAAGAAAGCCCUGACUGUGCUCUUCCAGAACAAGCCUCUGUGUCCCAAGAUCAUGUAGCACCCGAGUGUACUGCAGAUAAGAUCUCUGGUCAGGAUGAAGAUGUCUCAGGAAGCUCCCCAGAUGUGGAUCUUGAAAGGCCUCUUGCUAAAGACCUUUCCACACCUGACCCCUCAGAGGAAGUCACUGGUAUUUCUUCCCAGCCUCAGGUACCUCUUCGUCCCAGAGUGCAGAAGAGCCAACGUUGUUUACCAGCAGCAGGAGAGAGCCACCAAAGCUCAGACCCAUUCUCUGAGCUUGUCCCUCUAGAAGCCAGGACCAGAGACUAUUCCAGCCUGCCUCCGAGAAGGACGUACACUCAGUGGUGUUCGCUCCAGAAGCCAGUGCCCCACCUCCAGAGGGCCUCCUCCCUUACAGCCUCAAGGCUAGACAGACCUAGCCACUUUGGCCAUCCAGCCAUGGCUAGCUACGCUCAGAAGUACCAAACAGCUACAGAAAAUACUGCCAGCCUCUACUGUGCACCAGAGAGACCAGAGAGGAGGCCUGGCCUACCAGAUAGCGGGCCUGCCACAGAAAUAACCACAGCGUCACAGGGGGACAGCCUGGACCUAGAUUCCAAGUUGACCCAACAGCUGAUAGAGUUUGAGAAGAGUGCAUCAGGGCCCAGCACGGAGCCAGAGAAAAUUGUACGCCGCUUCUCAAUCAUGGACUUUUACUCUGAGAAGGAUAUCGUGAGAGGUUCCUCAGACUCACUGACCUUACAGGCUUUCCCCGAGAGGAGAAAGGUCCUGAGGCCACCGCCGCCUAGACCCUGUACCCCAACACCCAUUUCUCCCCAUUUGCUGGUUGACCAGAGCCCGAAACCUGUGCCCGCCUUGGUUGUACGGCCCUCCCGGCCAGCCCCCCUGCCCCCUCCUACCCAGCAGAGGAUGAACACAGCCUCCCCCAAGCCCACCUCCUGUGCCCAUCCCAGUUGGGAGGUCCCAGAGAAGGAGAGCUCGGAGCACAUGGAGAAGAGCCCAGCCCAGCCCUUUCUGUGCCCCUCUGUGCUGGCGAGGAUUCAGGACGUGGAACAUGACUUGGACGUGUGCACCAGAGCUCAGGAAGCGCUGAGCUUGCUGUUAGAGGAAAAGCAAGAUGAAUCGUCGAGGGCGGAGGCUCUUGAGACUCUCAGAUCCUAUGAGAGCACGAUUCAGAGUCUGAACCUGGAGCUCCAGCAGCUGAGAGACAUGACGCUCCUCUCCUCCCAGUCUUCACCCCUGGCCGCUCCCUCUGGGUUUGUGUCCACUGAGAAGCCAGAGCAGAGGAUGCUGGAGAAGAGAGCCAUGGUGGUGACGGAGCUUUUGCAGACGGAGAGAGACUACAUCCGGGAUCUGGAGAUGUGCAUCGAGAGGGUCAUGGUGCCCCUGCAGCAGGCACAGGUCCCAAACGUUGACUUCGAAGGCCUCUUUGGAAAUAUGCAAGCAGUGAUCAAAGUCUCAAAGCAAUUGUUGGCCGCCUUGGAAAUCUCCGAUACUGUAGGACCCGUGUUUCUUGAUCACCGGGACGAACUUGAGGGAACAUACAGGGUUUACUGCCAGAACCACGAUGAAGCCAUCUCGCUACUAGAGAUCUACGAGAAGGAUGAGACGAUCCAGAAGCACCUUCAGGACUACUUGGCAGAUCUCAAGAGCCUGUACCACGAAUGGGGAUGCACCAAUUAUAUCAACCUGGGCUCCUUCCUCAUCAAGCCUGUACAGAGAAUAAUGCGUUACCCGCUGCUGCUGAUGGAGUUGCUGAAUUCCACCCCAGAAUCCCACCCGGAUAAAGUGCCUUUAACCAGCGCAGUCCUCGCCGCCAAGGAAAUCAAUGUUAACAUUAAUGAAUAUAAGCGUCGGAAGGAUUUAGUGCUUAAGUACCGCAAAGGGGAUGAAGACAGCCUCAUGGAGAAGAUCUCCAAGCUGAACAUCCACUCCAUCAUCAAGAAGUCCAGCCGUGUUAGCAGCCACCUGAAACACCUCACCGGCUUCGCGCCGCAGCUCAAAGAUGAAGUGUUUGAAGAGACAGAAAAGAACUUCCGGAUGCAGGAGAGAUUGAUUAAAUCGUUCAUCCGAGACCUGUCCCUCUACCUCCAGCAUAUACGGGAAUCUGCUUGUGUGAAGGUGGUGGCCGCCAUGAGCAUAUGGGACCUGUGCAUGGAGCGGGGACACCAUGACCUGGAGCAGUUCGAGAAGGUGCACCGCUACAUCAGUGACCAGCUCUUCACACGGUUUAAGGAGAGGACUGAGCGGCUUGUCAUCAAUCCCUUGAACCAGUUGUUGAGCAUGUUCACGGGGCCCUACAAGCUGGUGCAGAAGCGCUUCGACAAGCUCCUGGACUUCUACAACUGCAGCGAGCGGGCCGAGAAGCUCAAGGACAAGAAGACUCUGGAGGAGCUGCAGUCAGCGCGAAACAACUAUGAGGCCCUGAACUCGCAGCUGCUGGACGAGCUGCCCAAGUUCCAGCGGUACGCCCAGAGCCUCGUCACCAACUGCAUCCACGGCUACGCCGAGGCCCACUGUGACUUCGUGCAGCAGGCCCUGGAGCAGCUGCAGCCCCUGCUGUCGGUCCUGAAAGGCACCGACCGAGAGGGCAACUUGAUCGCCAUUUUCCAUGAGGAGCACAGCCGGGUUCUACAGCAGCUCCAAGUGUUUACUUUCUUCCCCGAGUCCCUCCCAGCUCCCAGGAAGCCCUUUGAGAGGAAAACCACAGACCGCCAAUCGUCGCGGAAGACCCUUCUGGGCAUGCCAAGCUACAUGCUGCAGUCCGAAGAGCUGCGGAGCUCCCUGCUGGCCAGGUACCCACCGGAAAAGCUCUUCCACGUCCAGCGGAACUUCAACGCUGCUCAGGACUUGGAUGUCUCCCUUAUGGAAGGUGACCUGGUGGGUGUGAUCAAAAAGAAAGACCCCAUGGGCAGCCAGAACCGCUGGCUCGUGGACAAUGGAGUCACCAAAGGCUUUGUCUACAGCUCCUUCCUGAAGCCUUACAAUCCCCGCUGCAGCCACUCGGACGCCUCCGUGGUCAGCCACUCCUCCACAGAGUCAGAGCACAGCGGCUCCUCACCCAGGUUCCAUCGUCAGAACAGCCACAGCGCCCUGACCUUCAAUCCCAACAACAUGACAGUGUCCUUCACCUCAGGACUUCCCCUCACACAGCCUCAGGAAGCAUCUCCACUGAAGGACUGUGUCCUCAAAACUCUCAGUGUGCCCUUGAACACGGGGAAUCCAGAAACUGGACCUUCCUCAUGCUCUUCAGACCCAGGCUUGUCCUGCCAGCGCAGGCCAGGGAACCCUGCAGAUGGCGCCAGAGAAAUCAGCCAACCUGCUUCAAGCUUGAGGGGCUGCCAUCGGGGCUCCCCGCAUUCAGAAGCAGUCGGUUACUCUGUGCCAGGGCGAAAUGACCAAGGCGGUGAUUCCAUAAAAGGAAAUACAAGAGCCUGUCAGACUCCAGAAAACAGAGACAGAAGGCUCGGAAGCAGUGAGACAGAGGGCAACCAGGUCUAUUUUGCCAUCUAUACCUUCAAGGCACGGAACCCAAAUGAACUGAGUGUGUCAGCCAAUCAGAGACUCAGGAUCCUUGAGUUUAAAGACGUCACAGGCAAUACAGAGUGGUGGUUGGCUGAAGUUAACGGAAGGCAGGGCUACGUCCCAUCCAACUAUAUCAGAAAAACCGAAUACACCUGAGCAAGUUGCCUCCCAUCCCCCCCUUGCUGCCGCUGCUUUCAGCCCGCCGGAAGGGUGGCUCCAGGCGCAUGCGCCCAAGCAGGGUCCUGCCACACUGCCUAUCUACCAGGCGGAGCACAGAUAAGCUUUGUUCUGAUUGGGUUGUACACUUUGAUGCUCGCUAGAAUUUGAAGUGGCUGGACCCCAAAGGUUUGCCAGUAGUUCUGUGUCCACAGAAGCAGGCCAAGCGCUGGUGUCAGCUUUGGGAAAUGAUAAGUUCCCAAUCAGAAAAGCAGUAUUGUACGCAGGAAGCUGUGUCAGCGUCGGCAGCCGCUGGCAUUGGUAGCCUCGUACUCCGCGGUCAACUGAGCAGUCACCGACGAGGAGAAGCAGGCUCCAAGAACUCCUCCAUCGUGCCUCCAUACACGGGAACAGUUUUGUCAGGAUCACACCGCGGCUCGCGUGUAAAAGUGUCUGAGACACCCCGGUGCCCCGCAGCCUUCGCUCUGACACUCGACCCUCAUUCCUAGUUCUUAACACACUAACCUUUCACCGCUUCCCGGUUGAAUGUUUACACUCUAACUUUUCUCCUGACAUGUGUCUGGAAGGUUCUCUCACCUUGUGGAACAUGGUCAUCUGCCUCUUCCCUGACACUCACUUCAACUUUAUUUGAUCUCUGUGGUAUCUCCUAACCUUUCUCCCUGUACUGACGGCCUUCCCUAGACUAGUGGGCUCUGCACUCCGGCCAGCCACUGAACGUUUUCAUUCUUCCGGCUGAAGCAGGGUGCCUGCCCCGCCCCCUUCCACCCUUGCACUCUGCUUCCAUCUAGUUGCCUCCACGCGUGCUCAAGACAACCACGUGGCUUAUCUGAAGUAGAUAGGAUCAGUGGCCCCAGAAACUUGUCUUAGAGUUGGAAAUAAGAAUUUUCCUUCUCACCACCAACUGCCAUACUUCAGAGACACUAUUGAAAGUCAGACAUGCUAAAGUGCCUAAUGAGACCUCAAACCCAAGACUGGAAGAUGGUUGCUACAGCCUCAUGCGAGGAAAUGGCCCCAGAGACUUGUCUCAGCGUGGGCCGUAGACGCCAGAUCUUCCCCAGCCUUCCGGCUGCUGCUCUUCCAGCUGCACAUUUGGCCUUAAAAUCCUGGUGAAUCAGGCCAUGCCUGUGGACACCCGUCCACGGCUGCACCACUGGUCCGAGCCUCCUAUGAAGUGUUUAUAUUUAGAAAGGUUUAUAUUUAAGUAGCAAUUUUAUAAAUAAAAGCGUUUCUAUUGAC